AUGAAGAUCCGCUACCCUUUUGCAGGAGGGUUCGCUUUGCUACUCGUAAUAGCGGCUUAUAUUGGACUACUUCCACAUAGCACCGACAGCAACAUUCCGCCAGGACUCCAACCCAAUGAUAAAUUUCUCCACCUUGUCACCUUCUUUCUCCUGUCGGUUGCCUUCUACUGGAUUUUAGAUACCACCCGUCGGCGAACCCUCCACCUGACAUUACUCGUUUGUACACUUGGUCUUGGCAUCGGCUCCGAGAUCGUCCAAGCUCUUUUGCCUAACGACAGACCAUUCGAUCUAUUCGAUAUCGUUGCAAAUGUAGUUGGCAGUCUCGGAGCUGUAGGUCUGUGUAGUUGGUACCAUCGUCGCAUGCUGGAACGUCGCCGAAAGAACCGCUUCGGGGUGGCGGAGGGUACAACCGACGAUGUUGAGCUCGGCGUUGGUAUUGGCAGCAUUCACGACGACGGACUCAGUCCCCAAGAAACUGGCGUGACUUCCCUGGAGCAUGAAGUGGACAAUUGGGAUGAGAACGCUGUUGAUAAUUGGGACACCGAUGAUGGCCCAGGGCCUUCUGAGGUGUCACCAUCUCCUCCAAGCUAUCAAGAUGCCAAUGGUGGCUCUGCUCUAGACGAUGCUGCAGCGAAACGCAAGGAUUAA
Messenger RNA from Penicillium taxi, 648 nucleotides. Its product is annotated as VanZ family protein. Lineage: Eukaryota; Fungi; Ascomycota; Eurotiomycetes; Eurotiales; Aspergillaceae. The record is from RefSeq and is a predicted model, not a curated record. The coding region runs from base 1 to 648 and encodes 215 amino acids. The transcript has 2 exons.